This is a messenger RNA of Indicator indicator, 1520 nucleotides long. RefSeq names its product charged multivesicular body protein 4B (gene CHMP4B). Lineage: Eukaryota; Metazoa; Chordata; Aves; Piciformes; Indicatoridae. The coding region runs from base 1 to 684 and encodes 227 amino acids. Gene Ontology annotation, cellular component: multivesicular body; cytoplasmic side of plasma membrane; ESCRT III complex. The record is from RefSeq and is a predicted model, not a curated record. Gene Ontology annotation, biological process: vesicle budding from membrane; late endosome to vacuole transport via multivesicular body sorting pathway. The transcript is spliced from 5 exons.
AUGUCGGGGCUCCUGGGGAAGCUGUUCGGGACGGGCGCCGGCGGGAAGGGCGCCGGGAAGGGCCCGUCCCCGCAGGAGGCGAUCCAUCGGCUCCGCGAUACGGAGGAGAUGCUCAGCAAGAAGCAGGAGUUCCUGGAGAAGAAGAUCGAGCAGGAGCUAGCGGCCGCCCGCAAGCACGGCACCAAGAACAAGCGGGCUGCUCUGCAGGCCCUGAAGCGCAAGAAGAGGUAUGAGAAGCAGCUGGCACAGAUAGAUGGCACCUUGUCCACAAUUGAAUUUCAGAGGGAAGCCCUUGAGAAUGCCAACACCAACACUGAAGUGCUGAAGAACAUGGGCUUUGCUGCUAAAGCCAUGAAAGCUGCUCAUGACAACAUGGAUAUUGAUAAAGUAGAUGAAUUAAUGCAGGACAUUGCAGAACAGCAAGAGCUGGCAGAUGAGAUUUCAACAGCCAUCUCAAAACCUGUUGGAUUUGGGGAGGAAUUUGAUGAGGAUGAACUCAUGGCAGAAUUAGAGGAACUAGAACAAGAAGAACUAGACAAAAACUUGCUGGAAAUAAGUGGUCCUGAGACAGUGCCACUACCAAAUGUGCCCUCAAUAUCAAUACCAUCAAAGCCAGCCAAGAAGAAAGAGGAAGAAGAGGAUGAUGACAUGAAAGAGCUGGAAGCUUGGGCAGGAACCAUGUAACCACAACAAUUGAGUGGCUGGCAAAACAACAAAACAAAACAAAACAAACCCAAGCCCCAACAACCACAAAACAAAACAAGACUUUGAUUACCUGUUCUGGGUGCAAAUGUGUUCGUGUUGAGGAGAAAGCAUAAGCAAAAAUGUCUUUAUCUUUAAUUUUAACCCAAAGCAGUGGGGGAAGGGGGGAACUGCAUUGCUGUUGUCUGCAUUAGCAUGGUCUGCCCAAAGGAAGGGUAACAACAAAAAGAAAAAAACAAAAGGGGAGCAGGGGGAUUCCCUGCUCACAAGGGGGAGGAUUUGCCUGCAGGUGAUACGGUUGGAUUUGUGUAAAAAAAAAAACAAAAACAAAAGAAAAAACAAAACAAGAGGUGGUUGCUGAAAGAAAUUGACCAUUCAGCCUUUGGACUGUGCUGCUGCCACUGCUGGAUCUUCAUCUGCAGAGUUUGGGCCAUGUUGAAUUGAAAUCAGCUGAAAACAAAACCCAACCAGCAACCCUCUGUCAUUUUUAAGUCAGUUUCAGUGUGUCUAGGAGUCUCGUAAAGCAUUUAAAGUCCUGAGCCACCCCUGGGGCUUCUUCUUGUCUUUAGGUGCAAGAAUGCUUUUAGGUUUUGGUUUCUUUAUUUUUCAGUUCUUGGCAAGUUCUAUUUAUGUCCCUGGCCUGAUGCAUGGCCACCUUCAUGUCUGUCACCACCCACAGCCUUUUUGUCACUGUCCCCAUUGCAGCUGGUGAGCUGAUUGGCAGUCAAAGCUCUCUGGGAAGGAAGGGAGUGGGAGGGAAGGUUUCAGUUUCAGUUGUACAUUUGUUUUAUUUUAUUUUUUUCCUACCUAGCACUACA